GAGGGACGCCGCAGGAAGCCUUACUGUCACUCGCCAUGUGGAGCACAACGGACUACGCUCCACCCCGCGAAGGUGGUCGGCAGCGGGUCCGGGGGUUUAAAGUGUCGAGUACAGGCAAAGACUCCAGUGCAGAGAGAUGGCAAAGUCGAGGAUUUCUCGAGGAGGACGGAGCGAGCGGCAUGGACUUGGCGGCUGGAGAUGGUUAUCUGGGCGGCGAGAAGCAAGUACACAAAGGCUUCUACAAUAACUUUGGAGACAUCUUCAACCUGCGCGAUCUCUCCUAGGAUGACAAUUUCCAGAGCAUACAGCGGAGGUGCCCGAAAGCUGCCCCUGAAUGCAUGCACGGCCACCACGAGGACGUGGGCAGAGGCCAGCAAGGAAAGGUGAGGAUGGCCCGAUGCGAGCUCAGCGACUUCGAUGCAUCACGGGCAGGGGUUUGGGUUCUAUUGCGGAAUAUAGUAUGUCACGGACGCGCAUGCUUCGUAUGAAGGAAAAGACUACGGUGCAGCGUGCACACCUCCCUGGAAACCUAUGGGAGAGGGCGCCGAAUAGAGCACAGCCCCAGCACCAAAGAAUGAGUCACGGAGGAGGCCAGUACGACAAAGA
Nannochloropsis gaditana CCMP526 is the source of this 606-nucleotide messenger RNA. RefSeq lists its product as uncharacterized. The record is from RefSeq and is a predicted model, not a curated record. The annotation marks the transcript as partial. The transcript is spliced from 2 exons.